UCUGUGUCCUCUCGUGCAGGCUUCUUGAGUACAGGUGACCAAGCAGCCAAGGGGAAUUACGGUUUGCUGGACCAGAUCCAGGCUCUGCGUUGGACCAGUGAAAACAUUGCAGCCUUCGGCGGCGACCCGUUACGUAUCACCGUGUUUGGCUCUGGCGCCGGAGCUUCCUGUGUCAACCUGCUCACUCUCUCUCACUACUCCGAGGGAAACCGCUGGAGCAACUCCACUAAAGGACUGUUCCAGAGGGCCAUCGCCAUGAGUGGCACGGCUCUGUCCAGCUGGGCGGUCAGCUUUCAGCCAGCCAAGUACGCCCGGAUGCUGGCCCGUAAGGUGGGCUGUAACCUGGAGGACACUGUGGAGCUUGUGAGCUGCCUGCAGAGAAAACAUUACAAAGAGCUGGUGGAUCAAGACAUCCAGCCGGCUCGCUACCACAUCGCCUUUGGACCUGUCAUUGAUGGAGAUGUUAUACCUGAUGACCCGCAGAUACUCAUGGAGCAAGGUGAGUUCCUGAACUAUGAUAUUAUGCUGGGAGUGAACCAGGGCGAGGGCCUUAAGUUCGUGGAGCUUAUCGUGGACAACGAAAACGGCGUUCAGGCAAACGACUUUGACUACGCCGUGUCCAGUUUUGUGGAUGACCUCUAUGGCUACCCAGAGGGUAAAGACAUCCUCAGAGAGACCAUCAAGUUCAUGUAUACAGACUGGGCCGACAGGCACAACCCAGAGACCCGCAGGAAAACACUGCUGGCCCUUUUCACCGACCACCAGUGGGUCGCGCCAGCUGUUGCCACAGCUGACCUGCACUCCAGCUUUGGAUCACCAACAUACUUCUAUGCCUUCUACCACCACUGUCAGACAGAACAG
This is a messenger RNA of Notothenia coriiceps (black rockcod), 861 nucleotides long. RefSeq names its product neuroligin-1-like. The annotation marks the transcript as partial. The transcript has 3 exons. The record is from RefSeq and is a predicted model, not a curated record. NCBI's taxonomy places the organism in Eukaryota, Metazoa, Chordata, Actinopteri, Perciformes, Nototheniidae.